AUGUCAGAAUGUGCUGAUUUAGGUCUCAUGCGCUUGUCUUCCCCCGCGGAAAUAGACAGCGCUCGGUUUUAUUUACCGCACCAUGCGGUCUUUAAGUCGAACGAGGUGCGAAAAAUUCGUGUUGUGUUCAACGCUUCACAACGUGGUAGCAAUGGGUUAUCUCUAAAUGAUCUCCUGUUACCAGGUCCAAAACUUCAGACGGAUAUCACACUGGUCCUCACCAGGUGGCGUUUUCAGAAGUUUGCAUUUGUAUCGGAUAUAGUCAAAAUGUUUCGACAAAUCCUGGUAGAUAAGAGGGAUUGGGCCUGGCAAUAUAUCCUUUGGAGAUGCGAUGCGUCCAGUCCUAUCCAGGACUUUUGCGCGACUACGGUUACUUAUGGCACGGCCGCAGCGCCAUUUCUUGCCAUUCGUACGUUGCUGCAGCUUGCCCAGCACGGGCAGCUACAGUUUCCUACGGCGUCGGCCACACUUCGACGACAAAUAUAUGUCAAUGACAUCUUCGCAGGUGCGGAUACCUUGGACGAUGCCAUGCAUUGUAGAAAUCAGAUAAUCUAG
Molecule: messenger RNA, 555 nt
Organism: Osmia bicornis bicornis
Lineage: Eukaryota; Metazoa; Arthropoda; Insecta; Hymenoptera; Megachilidae
Exons: 1
Coding region: 1-555 (184 amino acids)
Source: RefSeq, a predicted model, not a curated record